AUGACUGCCAUCAAAGAUGCCCAUCAUGAACCGGUGAACAUUGCCGAUGUCUAUGAAAUCGCAAGAGAGAAGCUCGCCAAGCCAGCGUGGGACUACUAUCGAACCGGUGCCGACGAUGAGCUUACGCUCGAACGCAACCACGCAGCCUACAACGAUAUUCUUCUCCGGCCUCAAAUGCUUCGCAAUGUAAGCAGCAUCGAUACUACUACUACAAUCUUUGGGAAGCGUUAUGACAUCCCGAUUGCAAUUGCCCCAACUGCGUACCAGAAGCUCGCCGGCGGUGAAGGCGAACUCGACGUUGCCCGCGCCGUCUCCAACCUUGGAACCAACCUCACACUCUCCAGCAACGCAACAACAUCUCUUGAGGACGUCGAGAAGGCAAUCCCUCAACGCGGUGCCGAGUACCCCCGACCAUGGUUCCAGCUCUACUUCCUCGGAAACCGAGAUCUCACGGCGCAAUUGAUCCGGCGAGCCGAUAACGCAGGCUAUGAAGCGCUAGUGCUGACCGUUGAUACCGUUAUCUUGGGCAACCGACUCCAGGAGCGGAGGACGCCGCUGGAGCUUCCUCCAGGAAUCGCCAUGGCAAACGCCGAGUUUGGCGCUAUUUCCACGGAGGGUCUCCUCCUGCGAGCGAAGACGGCGGCGGAGUACAACAGAAUCCAAGACGAGAACCGAGACCGUCUUGUCAACUCAAGCCUUGAGUGGAACGAGGUCAUCCCUUGGCUUCGAUCGCAAACCAAGAUGAAGAUCAUUCUGAAAGGAAUCUUGACGGCAGAGGAUACCCAAAGGUCCAUCGACGCUGGCGUGGACGCCAUCAUCGUUUCUAACCAUGGAGGACGCCAACUUGAUGGUGUCCCGUCAACCAUCGAGGCGUUGCCCGAGAUUACGGAGGUCGUGAGGGGGAGGAUUCCAGUCAUUAUUGAUGGAGGCAUCACCCGCGGGACUGAUGUCUUCAAGGCUCUCGCACUGGGUGCUGAUCUGUGUCUUAUUGGAAGAACAGCCUUAUGGGGACUUGCGUGGGAUGGACAGAGGGGCGUUGAGGGUGUGUUGAACAUUUUAGAAAGGGAGCUGGCAAGAGCAAUGGCGUUAAUGGGCGUGGCGAAGCUGAAGGACAUCUCCAGAGGAUUACUUGGUCGCGCUAAACAGAACGGGUUUGGUGUUGCAAAGUUAUAG
Molecule: messenger RNA, 1173 nt
Organism: Colletotrichum graminicola M1.001
Lineage: Eukaryota; Fungi; Ascomycota; Sordariomycetes; Glomerellales; Glomerellaceae
Product: FMN-dependent dehydrogenase
Exons: 2
Coding region: 1-1173 (390 amino acids)
Molecular function (GO): oxidoreductase activity; FMN binding
Source: RefSeq, a predicted model, not a curated record